CCGGCGCAGACCAGAAGACGCACUCAGCUCUUACUGACAAGUAAAAACAGUUUAAACCAAGUUCACCAUCCUGUUGCGCUCAGGAGAUCCACCAGGACCAGAUCUGGAGACCUCGAGUAUGCAGCCGAGGGUCACUCUCAACGCAACGAGCUCAGUCAAAUGGAUGCGUCGGUUCUUGGUACUGAUGCGGGUCAAUAUUUACUCGCCGCAGGACCAGCCGGGGAGCCACAGCCAGGCCCCACGACGCAUCGUAACCACCAGAGAAGCUGUGGCUGUGGGGCACAGUUCACAGCAUGCACCCACCACCCAGGAGUUCUCUGGCAGCGGACUCCCACGAGGAGGCCGGAGUACACCUGGACGUGACGCUGGCGCACAACAGGCCACAGAUUCACCAGGAAGAUCACCGGACUUUACGCACAACCGAGGUGGCAGGAUAAGAUCUGAGAGCUCAGCUGCCCGGUCACCUGCCACAGCUAGAGGUGUCACCAUCUCAGAGGAUAGUGGGAAUGCACGUCGCACCCCCCUGCAAACCAGUUUGGGAGACUCUCGCAGUGCGCAAGCAGCGCACUCACUGACCAGAAUCACCCCGGAGUUAAAUGUUUCUCCCACAGCGCUGUCCAAUAACGCAGUAGAAAUACACUUUCCUCGUCCAAGGCCAGAUACAACACGGACUGCGGACGGGAGUGACCCACGGGAUCCGCACAGUAUUCACCACCGGAACUCAGUUUUCUACAAUAUCUACCCACCAGACCGCAGAAACAUGAUCACAGUGCGCCCUCCACCAGGACCGGGCUAUGGCACCAGAUUCUUCCAUAAUGGCCUCCCAGACUUGGUUCCUGACCCUUACUACAUCCAAGCUGCCUCUUACAUCCAUAGAGUGCAGAUGUAUGCACUUCGCUGUGCUGCUGAGGAGAACUGUCUUUCCAGGUCUGCAAAUCAUCCCAGUGUGAGGGACCUGGACUACAGAGUCCUGCUGCGGUUCCCACAGCGAGUGAAGAACCAAGGAACAGCAGACUUCCUCCCAGUGAAGCCCAGACAUGAAUGGGAAUGGCACAGCUGUCACCAGCAUUACCACAGUAUGGAGGCCUUCAGUAACUAUGACUUGCUGGACGUCUCCACCGGCCAGAAGGUCGCUGAGGGACACAAAGCCAGUUUCUGUCUAGAGGACACGUCCUGUGACCCGGGAAUACGACGACGCUUCGCCUGCACUGCUCACACACAGGGGCUCGGUCCUGGUUGUUAUGAUACUUAUCACGCCAACAUCGACUGCCAGUGGAUUGACAUCACUGAUGUACCACCUGGAGACUACAUACUCCAGGUGACAGUGAACCCUUCUCAGCUGGUUCAGGAGUCAGACUUCUCCAACAAUGAGGUGCGCUGUGACAUCAGGUACACAGGAAGCUACGUCCAGGCAAGAAACUGCAGGAUCACUGUAAGCUGACCUGACUGAAGAUUUCCCCCAGACACAUAUACUUUAUAUCUUCUUGUUGCUCUUUAUGUACAGUUGCUACUCUGUGUGCAGCUGUUUUACAUUCAAAUGUUUGCUACUAUAUAAAUUAAUGUCUUUGUAUUUAUGUCAUAUGAUAUAUUAUAGCUACAGCCCGGCUGGCUACAUGUUAAGUUCUGUUAUUUGUAAGAUUAAGAAUCAUUUUUAAUCGAGGUAAGACUGUGCUGUUAGCUGUGUGUGUGCAGAAAAUGUGAGGAAAGUGUCGUUCACAAGUUAUUCUAAAGGAAGCUUUGCAAAUGUAUUCAGUCACUGUAAGACUAAACUGGUGCUUAAAAAAACAGUGGCGCUCUUCUCCCCUGAAAUGUAUCAGCAUAAACAGAUCCUCUGUCUAAAAUUGACCACAUACUGUACGUACUGGAGUGAAGGAUUUAUGUGCUGUGAAAAAUGUAUAAACCGUAUGCUCUCAUGUGUGUAUUUUGAACAGUAUGGCAUUUAUGAUUUGGUGCGAUUUAUAUUACCCAGCUAUUACCCAACAGCAACGGAUAUUCUGUUAACAAUUUGAUUGUUUGA
This is a messenger RNA of Micropterus salmoides (largemouth bass), 2017 nucleotides long. RefSeq names its product lysyl oxidase-like 5a (gene loxl5a). The transcript is spliced from 7 exons. Gene Ontology annotation, biological process: peptidyl-lysine oxidation. The record is from RefSeq and is a predicted model, not a curated record. Gene Ontology annotation, molecular function: copper ion binding; protein-lysine 6-oxidase activity. Lineage: Eukaryota; Metazoa; Chordata; Actinopteri; Centrarchiformes; Centrarchidae. The coding region runs from base 119 to 1441 and encodes 440 amino acids.